GGCGUUCCGAACAUCCCGCUUUACUCAUCCAUCUAUGCAGCCUGAAUAUAUAACUCCUACCUCGUGAUAAGUAAUGCCUAGGUCUCUGUGGCACAUGCACGUCAUAUCAUGGAUCCUAUAAGAACUUGUGAUUAUCCAUCCCGGCCCACUGCCAAGUUCAACUCGAAUUUCUCAAGUCGUCUUGUCACUUACACCUCGAGCAAAUAUGGCUGUUCCACCUAUCCCACACAUUCCUGAUGAACUACAGAAGGGUGUCAGUGUCGUCGUCGAGACGAAGUAUGGUCCCAUCAAGGGUGGCAGAACUACGAACGGCGCUUCAGUGUUCUUAGAGGUUCCCUUCGCCUUGCCACCCGUUCGCUUUCAGGACCCAAAGCCACUACCUCCUGAUUAUCGAUAUGAAGACAAGGACUACAUUUAUGAGACUAAGCACUGUGCUCAGCCUUCGAAUGAUGGACAGGGUGCUGGGACAGCACCAGCUGAUCGUAAGGGCUACGGAGAGCCGUCAGAGGACCCCCUCUUUGUCAAUAUUGCAUGCCAUUCAUCAUCAAAACCUGGGGCAAAUAUUCCUGUCAAGGUUUACAUUCAUGGAGGAUUUCUUCAGUUUGGUUCACCUCAUGGCUUGAGCUCCCAGUCACAAUAUGUGGCCGAGGCAAGGAAGGAAAUUCAUGUGAACAUCGGCUAUAGGAUCUCGGUACUUGGUUUCCUUGCGUGCGACGAGCCCAAGGUAGACGGAAACUUUGGCUUUAAAGAUCAAUGGUUAGCGCUUCUGUGGAUUUCGGAGAACAUUGCAUCAUUUGGAGGUGAUCCAAACAAUAUUCAACUUUCUGGGCUGUCUGCCGGUGCCCAUGCUUUACACCAAAUCUUGCACCACCUUUCACACCUGCCACCAGGGCAGAACUCUCCGUUCCGCUCCGCCCAUUUGCAAUCAAACGCAAUGAUGACUAUCCCUAAAACCCCGUUGGAGCUGAGGCAAUCCUUCCAAGCCCUUUGCCGCGCCCUCAAUCUCGAUCCUAAUGCCCCUGACAUUUUGGAGACUCUGAGAGACCCUGCCAAAGUUCCUAUCAAAGCUAUGAUGAAGGUAAUAGAGACAGACGAAGUCGGUGUAGAGCACGGCACGUACCGAGGAUGUUUUGAUGGCAAUUGGAUCCCUACCACACCCGAUCCAAUGACCUGGCAACGGUCGGGAGGCCUUGCUCGUGCUCUGCGCGAGAAAGGAGUCAAGAGCAUUUCUAUUGGCGAUCUGAGCGAGGAGUGGUACCUUUACGCGAUCGCGCACCCGGUUCAAGGUCCACAGGAUGUGUUCCCCAACAUCUUGCGGUACUUCCCACGUCCCGUCGUUGAGAAGCUCGUGAAGAAGUAUCGGACGCUUUCAAGUACAGCAACUGUCGAAGAAUCGAUGAGGCUCAUGGGAGAUAUUCUAAGUGACGGACAAGUGCACAUCCCCGUAAGGAUGUUUGCAAGAGAUUUCCAACAGGCGGGGUUCCCAAUUCUCAGAUAUACGAUUCGCUGGACUCCAGAACAACUGCGUCCAAAAGGGUGGGUCACGCAUGCAACUGACCGUUGCUUCUGGGCUCUCCGUAUCCCGAGCAUGAAUUAUCCACAGACGAAGAAGGCGAUUGAAUGGCUUGACGCAUUCGACAAGGAGAUCGCCGCCCUCGAGCAACAGGGCAAGCCAAUGCAUGAACUUGAUGAAGCUCUGACUAUGCAGGAGGACCAAAGCAUCGUGUGGGCAGAAGACAAGAGAUGGGCCGAGUUAAUGAACGUUGCAAAGAUCUUACCUGGUGAAUCUUAAACAUUGUUGAAUUUUCGCAUUCGUGUAAUCUAGGAAUGUUGAUGACCUUUGAGCAAUA
Messenger RNA from Suillus fuscotomentosus, 1850 nucleotides. RefSeq names its product Alpha/Beta hydrolase protein. Lineage: Eukaryota; Fungi; Basidiomycota; Agaricomycetes; Boletales; Suillaceae. The transcript has 9 exons. Bases 206 to 1792 code for a protein of 528 amino acids. The record is from RefSeq and is a predicted model, not a curated record.